AUGAAAUUCAUAAUAAUAUUAUUGUGUUUGGCUUCUUAUUCAAGCGUAAAGUGCUACGACAGAGAAGAAUCAGAAGUGUUCGAAGAUGCGGAAACUGGUUCUGAAUGUAGACAUUGCGAAAGUGAUGAUAAAUUUGAAGAUGCGUACGAUAGUAAUCAAUUUUUUACUAAACUUGAGAAAAUAAACGAUACUGAGAUAAUGAGUAAACAAAAAAUAUCGUUGAAUUGUUUUGGAUUGGGUCGUAAAUUAGCGAAUUGGAUGGACUCAUUUUUGAGAAAUGAGUCGAAUGGUACAGAAGCUAUGAAAGUGUUGUUUUAUUCACGUACGAGAAGUCGGCCAGAAAGAAAACUUAUACAAUGCGGACAAACUUUUUCAAUAGAAGAAACCGAUUUUGAUAUUACUAAAAGAACGGUUUUCAUCGUUCAUGGAUUUUUUGCCGACGCAGAUGAACAAUGGGUUAUAGAUAUGGAACAAGCAUUAUUGUCUUGGGGUGAUUUAAAUGUUUUCGUUGUCGAUUGGAGCGACGGUGCCAGUACAUGGAAUUAUUUAAAAGCAGCCGUAAACACAAAAACUGUCGGAGAUCAAAUUGCAACUUUCAUAAACCAGAUAAUAGACGACGUUAUUGAAAACGUAGAAGCAAGUGAAUGGGGUCCACUUCACCUAAUCGGUCAUAGUUUAGGUGCCCACAUUUGUGGCUACACAUCUCAUGAGUUAAAACUCCGGGGAAAUCAAUGGCCAGUUUAUCGGAUCACAGGGUUGGAUCCAGCACAGCCAUGCUUUCGUUACUCAGAUCUGUCGCUACGUCUCGACAAAUCAGAUGCUUACUUCGUCGACGUAAUUCACACGAAUGGAAGAAUUUUAAGAAAAAUGGGUCUUGGUCUACCUUAUCCUCUAGGUCAUGUUGAUUUUUAUCCGAACGGUGGGAGAGUUCAACCUGGAUGUAUUCUCGCUGAAUCAUCUUUUUGGAAUUUUUUACCAGCAGUUAUCAAGGAAAUUAAGAAAACUGUAUGUAGUCAUGGGAGAUCCCAAAUAUACUUUAUCGAAUCGAUAUAUAUAGCAGUUGAGAAUAAUUGUACGUUUUGGGCGCGCGAAUGGGAUAUGUCAUUUGUGGGUCUUCAGAACUUAUCAUUACGUGAAUGUAACGUGGAUAAAAUGCAUCACGAGUGCAUUGAAAUGGGAAUAAACGCGGAAAAGUAUCAUCACAAUGGCACGUUUUUUACUGUGACUACAAGUUCAUCGCCAUUUUGCAAUGUGAGCAAAUAUGCAAUUGAUGAAGUGGUGGAAAACAUUGAAAGGAAGAUUACUACAACAGAUGAUUAUAUUCAUCAAAUAAGUUAGAUAUUA
Messenger RNA from Phymastichus coffea, 1344 nucleotides. Its product is annotated as phospholipase A1-like. Gene Ontology annotation, biological process: lipid metabolic process. The coding region runs from base 1 to 1338 and encodes 445 amino acids. The transcript is spliced from 6 exons. The record is from RefSeq and is a predicted model, not a curated record. Gene Ontology annotation, molecular function: lipase activity; carboxylic ester hydrolase activity. Lineage: Eukaryota; Metazoa; Arthropoda; Insecta; Hymenoptera; Eulophidae.